GAGGUGAUGAAGAAGAUACUAUUUAAUUAAUCAUUGGGAUGAGAACAAUUAAAUUGUUUCCAAUUGCAACCAAGAGACAAACGCUGGAUAACAAUAAACCCGGACUAAUAAUUUUGAAUAUAAUCUACCAACCGUUGAUUGUGAUUAAGAAAUAGAAACAGUAACAUAAUUAGAGAUGAUGAUGAGAGAGAAAUUAAUUGUGAUCAUAUAAAGGAAAGUUAAAAAGAGAGUAAAAAAUUAGCUGGUUAGUUGAUUGAAUUUCUGAAUAAUCAUAUUGCCCUGAUUUAAGGAGGAGAACAAGCUGAUUUACUGAUUGUUGUCUCUUUUCAGUUAAUUGUUGUCAUAAUCUUUAUCUAGAUUGAUCUAAAUUUCUCUUUCUUUUUGAAUUUUCUCAUCAAAACAAAUCACAAUCAAUGAGAAUCAACAAACCCAUGAAAAGUAUAAGCGGAUUUUCAUCUUUAUCAACAUCUUAUUGUGAAUUCAAUGUUACCUUUAAUCAUUAAGGAUCCUGGAAUCACAUGUAUACAGCCAUCGACUGAGUUUGCAUCAAUUUUUGUGUGACAGAAUUGAACAUUUUGGAUUAUCAGUAACACUUAAUUCACUUUAUUUCGACAACUAAAACACCAACAAUUAACUAAAUUAGAAUGUCUACAAUUCGUGUUUUAGGAGAUUUAGUUAUUUUCACCAUCGCCGUUCAUCUUAGUUUAUCUCAAUUGGUCUUUGCCAGUGUACCAAAAGCCGCUGCCGCUAAUUUAACGGCCUACAAUACACCUUAUGCUUAUUAUGAUUACGAACGAGAUCCUCGCCAAUGGAUGGGAACACCUUAUACACCUUAUGGGGCAUCAGUCGCUCCCCUGACCGGUGGAUUAGAAGCAAUUGCAAUCGGUCUUUUAAUUGCUCUUGGAAUUGGAAUAAUUGGAUUCCCAUUGGUUCUUCUCCUUUUCUCACUUUUCCUUGGAAAUUCUGGUUCAGGUCUCAGUUUUGUUCCACCGGCAUCAACAACCACCGUCACUGGCCGUAAACGACGAGAUGUCCUAAGUAACCUUUUCCCCCAAGUUCCACCUCAACUUCAAGAUCGAUUAGUGAAAAUGUUCAGUCAAUUCAGUGAAUCUCCUGAUAAAAUGGCCUUUAUCAAGAAAUACUUGGAAUCUUAAUCGAUCUCCUAAUCUACAAUCAUCAAACUUUUUCCAAAGUGAUAAAACUUUUUUUACCAUCUCAAAUUUUGUUAAUUUUUUCCCGAACUGUAAGCCCACCAAAAAGUAAUUGCAAUCAGUUGAUUAUAAAAUAAACAACCAACUGAAUUCAGUCAAUUAUGAUUAUCAUACUGUAAAAAGAAACUGUAAAAGCUCAUAAUCAAACCCAGUGACAUUUAAAAUUGAAACUUUUUUGUUGAGAAAAAAAUUAAUGCUAAACAUUGAAAACAUUUAAUAAUUAAGACAGAAAAUCAAUCGAAAUUGAAUAUGAGAAAAAUGUUGAACAAACUGACCAUUUAACAUUUCAAUCAUUUAAUACAUAGAAUUGAAUCAAAAGAAAUUGACAAUUAAUCAAUUAGUGAAUGAGAUGGAUUAUUGAGGAUUUUAAAAAGUGAUUUAAUUAUUAACGACUUGAAGCCGUUGCCAAGACAAACUUUGAAUUUUGUCAAGCAUCUCAAGCAGGAAUCUCGGCUUACAAUCGAUCCACUGGAACCACUUUUGGAACAGUUCAACGUUUCAUGAUAAGACAAUGUCUCUAGUUGCUGCUGGACCUUUAGAAGAUUCUUUCUAUGGUCAACUUCUGACUGCGCACUCGAAAAUACCAGUUGGCAAAGAAAAACAAAAUUCUACUCUCGGAGAUGCUCGACAGUUCUACGAUUGUCCUCAAUAGACAAUAGAUCACAAAUUUCUCUUAC
This is a messenger RNA of Panonychus citri (citrus red mite), 1888 nucleotides long. RefSeq lists its product as uncharacterized. The coding region runs from base 645 to 1154 and encodes 169 amino acids. The record is from RefSeq and is a predicted model, not a curated record. The transcript is spliced from 3 exons. Lineage: Eukaryota; Metazoa; Arthropoda; Arachnida; Trombidiformes; Tetranychidae.